This is a messenger RNA of Eptesicus fuscus (big brown bat), 4758 nucleotides long. RefSeq names its product guanylate cyclase 2D, retinal (gene GUCY2D). Gene Ontology annotation, molecular function: peptide receptor activity; ATP binding; guanylate cyclase activity. Gene Ontology annotation, biological process: intracellular signal transduction; protein phosphorylation; cGMP biosynthetic process. The coding region runs from base 1 to 3330 and encodes 1109 amino acids. The record is from RefSeq and is a predicted model, not a curated record. The transcript has 19 exons. NCBI's taxonomy places the organism in Eukaryota, Metazoa, Chordata, Mammalia, Chiroptera, Vespertilionidae.
AUGACCGCCGGCGCCGGCCUCGCGGGUGGCCGUCCGGACCCCCGCCUCUGCGCCCCGGCGCGGCGGGCUCCGUCCCCUCCCCACCCCCCGCGGGUGCAGCGCCGGCCCCGGCCGUGGCUCCAGCUGCUGCUGCUGCUGCUGCUCCUGCCGCCUGCCCUCUCCGCCGUGUUCACAGUGGGGGUGCUGGGCCCCUGGGUCUGCGACCCCAUCUUCGCCCGCGCGCGCCCGGCCCUGGCCGCCCGCCUGGCCGCCGCCCGCCUCAACCAGGACGCAGCCCGGGAGGGCGGCCCCCGCUUCGAGGUGGCGCUGCUGCAGGAGCCGUGCCGGACGCCGGGCUCGCUGGGGGCCGUGGCCUCCGCGCUGGCCCGCGUCUCGGGUCUCGUGGGUCCCGUGAACCCUGCAGCCUGCCGGCCGGCCGAGCUGCUGGCCCAAGAGGCGGGCGUCGCGCUGGUGCCCUGGGGCUGCCCCGGGACGCGGGCAGCGGGCACGACGGCCCCCGCCGUGACGCCCGCGGCGGAUGCCCUGUAUGCCCUCCUCCGCGCGUUCCGCUGGGCACGCGUGGCCCUGGUCACCGCCCCCCAGGACCUGUGGGUGGAGGCGGGACGCUCACUAGCCACAGCGCUCAGGGCCCGGGGUCUGCCAGUUGCCCUGGUGACCGCCAUGGAGCCCUCGAAUCUGUCUGGAGCCCGGGAGGCCCUGAGGAGGGUCCAGGAGGGGCCCAGAGUCAGAGCGGUGAUCAUGGUGAUGCACUCGGUGCUGCUGGGUGGCGAGGAGCAACGCUGCCUCCUGGAGGCUGCAGAGGAGCUGGGCCUGGCCGACGGCUCCCUGGUCUUCCUGCCCUUCGACACGCUCCACUACGCCUUGUCCCCAGGCCCGGAGGCCUUGUCCGCGCUGGCGAACAGCUCACAGCUUCGCAGGGCCCAUGAUGCGGUGCUCACCCUCACGCGCCGCUGUCCCCCUGGAGGCAGCGUGCUGGACAGCCUGCGCAGGGCCCAGGAGCAGCAGGAGCUGCCCCCUGACCUUAAUCUGCAGCAGGUAUCCCCACUCUUCGGCACCAUCUACGAUGCGGUCUUCUUGUUGGCGGGGGGCGUGGCGCGAGCUCGGGCGGCGGUAGGUGACAGCUGGGUGUCCGGAGCAGCUGUGGCCCACCACGUCCAGGAUGCCCAGGUCCCGGGUUUCUGCGGGGCCCUGGGAGGAGCCGAGGAGCCCCCGCUUGUGCUGCUGGACACAGAUGAGGCGGGGGACCAGCUGUUCGCCACAUACAUGCUGGACCCCACCCGGGGCUCCUUCCGCUCUGCUGGGACCCCAGUGCAUUUCCCUGGAGGGGGCCAGGGGCCUGGGCCCGAUCCCUCUUGCUGGUUCGACCCAGACAUCAUCUGCAACGGAGGAGUGGAUCCGGGCCUGGUCUUUAUCGGCUUCCUCCUGGUGGUUGGGAUGGGGCUGGCAGGGGCCUUCCUGGCCCAUUAUGUGAGGCACCGGCUACUUCACAUCCAAAUGAUCUCAGGCCCCAACAAGAUCAUCUUGACUCUGGAUGACAUCACCUUCCUCCACCCACAAGGGGGAAGCUCUCAAAAGGUGGCCCAGGGUAGUAGUCGGUCGAGUCUGGUCGCCCGCAGUGUGUCAGACAUUCGCAGCGUCCCCAGCCAGCCUGCGGAUAGCCCCAACAUCGGCCUCUAUGAGGGAGACUGGGUGUGGCUGAAGAAAUUCCCAGGGGAUCAGCACAUAGUUAUCCGCCCAGCAACCAAGACAGCCUUCUCCAAGCUCCGGGAGCUGCGGCACGAGAACGUGGCCCUCUACCUGGGGCUCUUCCUGGCGGGGGGAGCGGACAGCGCCGCGGCCCCCGGGGAGGGCAUGCUGGCCGUGGUCUCGGAGCACUGUGCCCGGGGCUCCCUGCACGACCUCCUCGCCCAGAGAGACAUAAAGCUGGACUGGAUGUUCAAGUCCUCCUUGCUACUGGACCUCAUCAAGGGAAUGAGGUACCUGCACCACCGAGGCGUGGCCCAUGGGCGACUUAAAUCCCGGAACUGCGUGGUGGACGGGAGGUUUGUGCUUAAAGUCACCGACCACGGCCACGGGAGACUACUGGAAGCGCAGAGGGUGUUAGCAGAGCCUCCCAGCGCGGAGGACCAGCUGUGGACAGCCCCGGAGCUGCUCCGGGACCCAGGCCUGGAGCGCAGGGGGACGCUGGCCGGCGACGUCUUCAGCGUGGGCAUCAUCAUGCAGGAGGUGGUGUGCCGCAGCGCCCCCUACGCCAUGCUGGCGCUGACACCCGCGGAGGUGGUGCAGAGGGUGCAGAACCCCCCUCCGCUGUGUCGGCCCUUGGUUUCCAUGGACCAGGCACCCAUGGAGUGCAUCCAGCUGAUGACACAGUGCUGGGCAGAGCAACCGGACCAUCGGCCCUGCAUGGACCGCACCUUCAACCUGUUCAAGAGCAUCAACAAGGGCCGCAAGACCAACAUCAUCGACUCCAUGCUGCGGAUGCUGGAGCAGUACUCCAGCAACCUGGAGGACCUGAUCCGGGAGCGCACGGAGGAGCUGGAGCUGGAAAAGCAGAAGACGGACCGGCUCCUCACGCAGAUGCUGCCUCCGUCAGUGGCUGAAGCUCUGAAGAUGGGGACACCUGUGGAGCCCGAGUAUUUUGAGGAGGUGACACUGUACUUUAGCGACAUCGUGGGCUUCACCACCAUCUCCGCCAUGAGUGAGCCCAUCGAGGUAGUGGACCUGCUCAACGACCUCUACACGCUCUUCGAUGCCAUCAUCGGCUCCCAUGAUGUCUACAAGGUGGAGACAAUUGGGGACGCCUACAUGGUGGCCUCCGGGCUGCCCCAGCGGAACGGGCAGCGGCACGCGGCAGAGAUCGCCAACAUGGCGCUGGACAUCCUCAGCGCCGUGGGCUCCUUCCACAUGCGCCACAUGCCCGAGGUGCCCGUGCGCAUCCGCAUCGGCCUGCACUCGGGCCCGUGCGUGGCGGGCGUGGUGGGCCUCACCAUGCCGCGGUACUGCCUGUUCGGCGACACGGUCAACACCGCCUCGCGCAUGGAGUCCACGGGGCUGCCUUACCGCAUCCACGUGAACGUGAGCACCGUGCGGAUCCUGCGCGCUCUGGACCAGGGCUUCCAGACGGAGGUGCGCGGCCGCACGGAGCUGAAGGGCAAGGGCGCGGAGGAAACGUACUGGCUGGUGGGCAGACGCGGCUUCAACAAGCCUAUCCCCAAACCGCCAGACCUGCAUCCGGGGGCCAGCAACCACGGCAUCAACCUGCAUGAGAUACCCGCCGAGAGGCGCCAGAAGCUGGAGAGGGCGAGGCCGGGCCUGUUCCCGGGAAAGUGACGCCGGGCUGGGACAGGUUGCCCCCAGAAGGUCCUCUUCCUGACAAUUGCUGCUAUAGGUGACCAAAAUCUGCCUACUGCCUACCGGUGGCUUCUGUGCAGCUUUUCGUCAAAGGACUCUGGGCCUUUAGAAGAUCUGGCUGCCAACCAGCUGUGUGACCUUUGGAAAGUCUGGUGCCCUCUCUGGGCUUGGUCCCUCUCCAGGGUGAAAUGCGAGUGGCCUAGGUGGUUUCCACACCCCCUGGCUCUGACAGCUGGGUUCUAGAACGGUUGGCCUUGGGAUAUAGGGCACUGGGCAUGUGACCUCCAGCCCCAGUGACCCUGAGACCAGCAGGAUGUUGAGAUGGGGGUGGGGGGGAGAGACCUCUCCACUUUCCAGGGCUUCUUAAGGCACCAGGAAGGAGGUUCUGGGAUUGGAUGCCCCAACCCCAGAGAAGGCGGAGACCUCCUGUCCCACCAGAGUAGAGGAUGUCACACAGGCUGAGGGUGUGAGGGCUUCUGUUUAGCCUCAAGCGUCAGUCCCUACUCCAUCCCCCACCUGUCAGGAACUGGCUCCUUCACUUGUGGGCAUGACCAGGGAACUUGCCCAAGUGCAGAGAAAAGCUUGCUUCAAGGCGUUGGAGAAAGGAAAGCAAACCAACUGCACCAAACCUUUACUAACCAGAGCACCCAAGGGAUACUAGUGUUCUCGGUUUAACUGGGCAGCCAACCCCAUCCUGGUGAGUCCCUGGCUGGAGAGUCUCUUGUGGAACUCUGAUGUUCCAGAGCAUGGGCCUCGGCGUGUUUGACUGGGUGUCCGUCUCCAUUGCUGCAGACCAGGAGAGAAUUUAGCAGGUGCUGCCGGCACCCAGGCUGCCACUCUAAGUAGUGAGCAUCCAGUCCCUGGAAGUAUGCAAGUAGAACUGGAGACAUCAUUGACCAAGGUCAUAGCCAGAGGGAAUUCCCAGGUGGGAGGAUGAACUAAGUCUUCACUGUGCAAAGUGUGGUUGGUGUUCCAGCAGCAGUGACAUCACCUUGGAAUUUGUUAGAAAUGCAGAAUCUCAGGCCCAUGGAACUAAAUGAUCCUGGGAUCCCUAAUAUUUCAGAAUCUCUAAGAUUUCCUUAAAAAACCAGGCUAGAAACUAGCCUGCGACUUGUUCUGAUUAGCCUAUGGGAUGGUUUUUUAUUUUGUUUGAGUUAACAUUUUUAAAUUAAGAGAUACCACAUUUAACCCUAGCCCAGUGGUUCUCAACCUUUCUAAUGCCGCGACCCUUUAAUACAGUUCCUCAUGUUGUGGUGACCCCCAACCAUAAAAUUAUUUUCGUUGCUACUUCAUAACUGUAAUUUUGCUACUGUUAAUGAAUCGUAAUGUAAAUAUCUGUGUUUUUCCGAUGGUCUUAGGCUCUACAGCAGUGGUUCUCAACAGGUUGAGAACCCCAACGAAAAUAAU